CGCGCGCAAGCCGUCUCGAAGGACUUUCUCUUUUGGGUCAAGCAACACCAAUGGAAUUCUAAAUUUGUGAUUGUUUUUCAAUGAAAAACAGCAAGAAAACUACCAAUGAGUAUUCCCUAACAACCAUAGCAAUAGUGYGAGAGGUUUUGUGGUGAAAAUAGGCCUUWUAAUCCCGCCUUGAGGUUUCAAAAGUUUUGCUUCUUGUGAUAUCAUGCCGGUUGCCUGCCAGCGACUGGAGUUUCUUCAACUCUUGAAGCUUUUGCAGUCAGUACACAAUGAAGAUGUUCAACAGAUUGAAAAACUUAUACUUAAUGGAGUUCCUGAUCUUGUCAAUUUAUCAGAACCAGAGCAUGGCGAGACAGGUCUUCAUAUCGCCGCAUGUAAAAACAACGAAAGCAURAUAUCUCUGCUACUAGACUUGGGUGCAAGCCCUAAUGUAUGUGAUCUCAAUGGACGGACCCCUGCCAUGCGAGCAGCUGAAUUUGGUCAUGUACAGGCACUUCGUUUACUCACUGAUGCUGGWAGUGACAUGUCAAUUAUAGACAAAGAAGGCAAAGGGAUUGUAUUUUAUUGCAUACAACCAACCAAACGACAUCUAGAUUGCUUAAGGAUUUGUCUGCGCAAUGGAGCAAAUGUUAAUAACAUGAGUACAGAGGGAGAAACUGUUCUCACUGUAGCAGCAACUAAUGGACUGGAUAGUGUUAUGAAAGAACUGCUAAAUUCUGGUGCAAAUCCUGAUGCAAAGAAUACGAAAACUGGCCAAUCAGCUCUACACUGUGCGGCAGAAGCUGGCAGCGUAGGUUGUGCUCGGCAYAUCCUAGAAGCGGGAUGCGACUUUGAUGCAGUAGACAACCAAAAUAUACAUGCUGCUCACUUAGCAGCACUUAAAGGACACUUUGACAUAAUCAGGCUGUUAGCUGCCUAUGGCAGUGAUGUCGGCAAGGUUGCAUUAGAUGGUAAUACCCCUUUACAUCAUGCAGCUGCUGGUGGGUUUGGUCCAAUGGUGAAGUUUCUAGGGCAACGAGGUUGUCCUGCCAGUUUGAAAAACAAGGAAGGCAAAACUCCAAGAGUUUUAGCCAAAGACAAUGAACACAAAGAAGCUACUAAGGARUGUAGGAAAGCUGAGAAACUUGCUGUGAAACUUAGUAAAGGAGGGGUUAAAGGAGGAGAACCAUUUGCAAUUCGGUUAUAUGACUGGCUACAGGAACAYGAGGAAAAAGUGCUAGGAAUGUUUCAGCAAUUUGACCCUGAAGAUGACGAUGGAGGAAAUCUAGGUUUCCUCACCAAAGAGAAUUUUGUUAUGUGUCUUCAGUCACUCAAUUGCCCUGUUGAAUCUAAUGAUUUAGAGAAAAUUGCAGUAACCCAUGACCCUAGUAAAGAAGACAAAGUAGAUUAUKCAUUAUUUCUGACCUGUAAAAAAGUUGUAGGAAAGAAUUUCAUGGUGACCCUGGGAAAGAAAAAGAAAAAGAAAGGAGGGAAAAAGGGAAGAAAAAAGAAGGGAAAGACAAAGAUUCCMCUUCCAAUUUGUACAGCACCAGAUGGUCCAAGGUCCAGGAAUGGUGGUCCACCCCUUGAGCUUUUAGAACGAUAUGUGCAUUUCACAGAUAAUUCAAGGUUUGAUAGGGACAACCCACCAGCUCAUCCAAUUCAAGAUGAUUCAGCUUGGUACCUUAGCUUUCCAGAAACGUCCUAUUUAAAUAUCAAUGAUGCGGCCAAGCUUGGUGACCUGGAGUCGCUAAAAGCAGCUUUCAUCAAGGGUACCCCUGUUGAUCAGAGAGAUAAAUAYUAYAAGACCCCCCUGAUGGCUGCUUGUGCUCAUGGCAACCUAGAUAUGGCUCAGUUCCUWCUGGACUUAGGGGCUGAAGUAAAUGGAAAAGAUAACUUUAAAUGGACGCCGUUGCACCACGCUUGUCACUCAGGUCAACUAGAGUUAGUGAAGUUAUUACUUGAAAGAGGUGCAGAACUCGAUGCACAAACUAUCAAUGGCGGCACACCUAUUAUGAGAGCUAUAGAGAGCUCCAGGGAAGACGUGGUUGAGUUUUUGAUAGCUAAAGGGGCCAAAAUUCAGUUGCCCAACAAGAAAGGACAUACAGCUCUUGAUGUUGCUAAGGCCUACUCUGACCCUCGAGUGGUUGCCAUGGUACAGAAACGAUGGGAUGAAAUACCACCGCCCGUCGAUAAGAAAAAACGUGGUGCUAGUCCUCGUAAACGCGCUGCCAAGUCUGCCCCAGGACAGUCCAAGACGCACAUGCCUAACGUGAAGUCAGCGCCUGAACAAAAAGAAGAGAUAUCAGUGUCAGCAAUCCCAUCAGUCAUCCCACGAAAGUCGUCAGUUCUCCGCGCUGCCUCGGCGUUGGGUAUCAUAAAUGAGAGACCAAAGUCGAUCGUAUACACUCCCAAGAGAGCCUGGCUACAACAACCUACAACGGAAGAGCUUCUACGAGCAAAAGAAAUCCAGAGAGUUCGUUUUGGCACCGACAUCGACUUUCCCGACUACAAACCGCCUUUCCAAAAACACAUUGUACUCAAAGCUGAUGCUUUUGCUGCAGAGGGGGACUCGUGACGAAAGAAUAUCAAUGACGUCAUUAUGACGUCAAAAUACAGUGAUGUGGRGCUUCAAAUUAAGGAAGGUCCCAGUCUCUUCAUAGSCCACUAUAACACAGGAACUCGACACUCCACAUCCUUCAUUAAUAUUUUCUUUUUUUUAUUAAUCCUCAAUAGGAAAUGUCGCCAUUUAAUGCAAGAAAARCAUGAUGGAAGUUGUAGUCCAUUUUUCAUUUCUACCWAAUACAGUCCUCUUUAGMCGUUUUUGCUUUUUCAUUGCAGAAAUAGAAAUAGUUGUGCUGUUUCUACAAAGGAAACAUACGUUAAUAAKGUCGUUUAAAAAGUUCGGGACAACAAUUCCCAUCAUGSUUUGUUCUACAAAAUGGCGUCGCUCGCGGGUAUUGCGGGUCGAUAAUAUUCUUUUUUAUUUAAUGAAAUAGUUAUUAGAUUUGAUUGAAAUAAUGAAAGUAGAUAAGUCAAAUAGGUUUUAGAUUUUUUAGGUUUUAGAUUUUUAUAUAGUUUAUAGUUCUUACAUUUUUAUUGUAUUAUAUUAUUUCAAAGGAAAAUGUUUAUCGUGAAUCCACGCUCUGUGAAUAUUUGCUGAUUAUUUACAAGUUGAUCACCCUUGUACAUUUGUCAGUUAUUUUGCAAAUAAAUUAAUACGAAAUUUAUACUUA
Molecule: messenger RNA, 3221 nt
Organism: Exaiptasia diaphana
Lineage: Eukaryota; Metazoa; Cnidaria; Anthozoa; Actiniaria; Aiptasiidae
Product: ankyrin repeat and EF-hand domain-containing protein 1
Exons: 17
Coding region: 212-2563 (783 amino acids)
Molecular function (GO): protein binding
Source: RefSeq, a predicted model, not a curated record